AAGCCAGGAAUCGAGAAAGUGUGCAGAUGCUGGUAGCAAACGGAAGACCACCUCCUUAAAGUUAACAGAUGCAAAUUAUUCAAUUUCUGUCCUACGCAUUAAUCUACAUCAAUACUAAAUGACCCUAUUCAAAAGUGCGCCAUCGAAAAUAAACACAUUUGCAAUUUAUUAUAAACGGGCAUAUGUGCGUGUCCAUCCUGACUACACGUACUACACUGAGAUAUUGGAAGUUCGCGGGAAGGAAGCUUUAAUAUAUUACUCCAAUCUAUACCGGAAAAAAUUGUGAUCGAUGCAAAAGUAAGGUUUCAUUUUUGAUUUCAGAAAACAUUUGAAAGAGUAUGAUGAAGCUCUUUCAUUUUUGGUUUCUUUUGGCGUUUAUUUUGGUAUCUAAAGUGCACUCAUUAGAAGAAGACGAUAACCAGGAGCUCACUAAUUUUUGGGCAGUUGAAUUGGACCAGGAUGAUGAACUAUUGGCUCAAGAAGUAGCAAAGAAACACGGGUACAACUAUGGCGGUCGAAUCGGGAGUUUGCCCAACCACUUUCUGCUUGUUAGAGAGGAGAAGUCUGAAGGCGAUAACAAACGAGGCGAUAUUCCGUAUCCUAGUCUCAGAGAACAUCCUAACGUAAAAUGGCACGAACAGCAACGAAGUCUGACUCUAGAGAAAAGAGGAGUUUUUCAGCAGUGUGACCCUUUACCCGGACACAUUAAUGAAGACGGAAUUAAGGAUUUGAAAUAUUGCAAUGAUCCUAUGUUUUGCAAGCAGUGGUAUAUAGCUAGCUUUGGACAGGAUAAUGAGCCGAUGGGAAGUGAUAUGGGGAUUCUUGAAGCCUGGAAGAUGGGUUACACAGGUAAAGGAGUUAAAGUGACUGUUAUGGAUGAUGGUCUUGAUCAUACCCAUCCUGACUUGAAACACAACUACGAUCCAAAAGCAAGUAGAGAUCUGAAUGAUAAUGACGGAGACCCAAAGCCGAGAGACGAAGCUGAUCAAUACCAUGGGACAAAAUGUUCAGGAGAGAUAGGAGCCCAGGCGAAUAAUUCUGUUUGUGGGGUCGGUGUGGCACCUGAUGUGAAUCUAGGAGGAAUACGAAUGCUUGAUGGUAGCGUGACUGGUGUAACUGAAGCAUCAGCGUUCGGUCUGCAGCCUGACUACAUCGAUAUCUUUAGUGCUUCUUGGGGACCCAAGGACAACGGGCAAACAUUAGCAGGUCCAUCGACAUUAGGAAAGAAGGCCUUAGAACAUGGAGCUAAACACGGCAGGAAAGGAAGGGGAUCAAUUUAUGUUUGGGCCAGCGGUAACGGCGGUGGUUCCCAUGACGACUGCGACUGUGAUGGUUAUGCUUCUAGUAUCUACACCAUUGCAAUUGGAGCGAUUAGCGCCGCUGGAAGGUCCACUUUCUAUGACGAGAAGUGUGCGUCAACUAUGGCGGUAGUCUAUAGUGGAGACAGUGGAGGAAGAGUCGAAGAAUAUCAUGAUCUAGUCACUACUGGCAGAGGUCACACAUGUCUUAGACAUUUUGGCGGAACGUCAGCAGCUGCUCCUCUAGCGGCUGGAGUCUUCUCCCUGGUGCUCCAGGCAAACAAAGACCUCACCUGGAGGGACUUACAGCACAUAAUCACCAAAACAGCAAAGGUAAAUAAUCCAAAAGAUUCGAGCUGGAAAAUCAACGGAGCUGGGUUCAAAAUCAACCACAAAUAUGGUUUUGGAUUGCUGUAUGCUCCAGCACUGAUUAAAGCAGCGAAAACAUGGAAGACUGUUCCAAAACAAGUAAAGUGUGAAAUCAAGGUAAAGCUACCUUCUGACAAAAGAAAGCGAGCCAUUACGAAAGCUGGAAGUGUCACUUUUACUGUCGAGGCUGACGCCUGCAGAGGGACGCCGAAUUUUGUCAAGAAACUCGAGCAUGCUCAGGCGGUCAUCAAUCUGAGGCAUCGCCAGCGUGGUGUUCUUAGCAUUGAUAUUGAAUCUCCAAGUAAAACCUUGAGCAGACUGCUGGCUGAGCGACCUCUUGAUAAAUCUACCGUUGGAGUUAAGGACUGGCCUUUUACAACUGUUCAUAUGUGGGGAGAAAAUCCGGCAGGAUAUUGGAAACUAACUAUCCGGGAUAACACAGAUUUGCACGAAAAACGCUUGACCAAUAAUUACAGGUUCCAAUUUGAUGACAACGAGAUGCAAGUUCGAGAUGAACCAGAGAUGGCAUUUCAUUCUGAGAACAUGGAGAGUGAAGAUCUACCUGUUAACGAUGAAGCAUUUGAGAUUCCAAGACCGUUCCGCCAUGAGAUUGUACUUGAAGACGAGAACGAAGACGAAGGUAGACAAAAUGUCGCAAGAGAAGAAGACGAAAGAGAGCUGAAUAUAUUUGAUGUCCGUAGUAAUAUAUAUGGUGCUUUGGACUCUUGGACGUUAGUCCUAUAUGGGACUGCAGAAUAGGAAUUAUGAUAAUAACAUGGGGAUCUCCUUUCAGAAAAAAAUCAAUUUGUGUGAAAGAUUAUAUUUUAUUCGUACUUUGCAGGUAACAGUCAUGUGAUUAACAAGAAAGAUUAAUGAGUCAUACUUUUUUGUUUCCAAUAGAACUUGUAUUUAUCAGUAACAAAAUCAAUAUUUGAGAUCUACAAAUUCUUAUAACGCAAAAUAAUGAAUUAAAACUGCUAAAUAUUUAAGGAAAAUAGUUAAAUUUCAUUUGUAACGCCUGGUGCGAUACGCUAAUUUCUUAAAAAUGCAAAGUUUCUUGUCUUUGUAAGUCCACUUGUAAGAAGAAAAAAAAAACUUGCCCAAGGAAGAGAAACAUCAGUCACGUGACUCUUAGCUGCAAAGACGCAAAAUGACAUGACACAACAACAUCAACUAACUUCAGGGCCAUGAUGAAGUAAAUUUGAGGCGAAAACCGUUUCAGCUUUCUAACCAGAAAUUAUAUUACAAAUAAUUGCUUUUCACUCCAUAGAUUCCUCAUAUAAAAAGAUUAUUUCUUGAUGUAUCAUUUUAGUUGCUGCAAUCAUGCAUUGCAGGUGUUCCUAGUUGAUUCUGCUUUGCUAACUCUACUCCUACCCAAUCCUUCUGUUCCCAUGCCAACCAUGAGCGCUUGCACUGAUGCAUGCUACUUCCAAUUGUUGAUUUCUUAUUAGCAAUCUUUAAAUUUUUGAUCAUUUUUUCCUUCAACUGAAUAGCAGGAGCAGCACGUAUUACCUCAUCAAGACUCUGCGUUCAGGGAGAGGAUUUCGCAUGACUGUGCACAACAAUUGUAACACCUUAACGUUACGUACUGAAUGAUCGAUCUGGAUGGAUAUUUUCGCUCAUUUGUCAACUGUCAGUUACUAUUCCUUUUAUAUAGAGCAAGUGCAUGUUAUAUGUAAAAUAACCACCAUCUUGGUUGACGAAAAAAAAAGCAUUCCUAAUUAGGUUCUCUUUUUAGAUCAACCAACAUGACGGUUGCUUCAUUGUUAUUCAUAUCUCAAGGGUUUUUGAAUCACGUGGCUAAUAUAUACACUGUAUUUGUCAGUUGUCAGUUAAAAUUUGCGCUCUUGAUAUCCUCCGUGUCGUAGUUUUCACAGUCAUACGAACUCUGCAUGUUCUAACCACACAACACUCGGUUAUUCGGAAAUAAAUGGGUUACAACAGUUAUAAAUAACGAUGCAUAUGGUAAAUAAUAAUGAAAUUCUUCACAUACAUAUAAAAUAAAUAUUUAUUUCUAAUAUAUUUUCUUACAUUCAAAUUAAUCAAAUCGAACAGACUCAUUAGAACGACAAUACACAAAGCCUUUUCUAGAUUGCUUACAAUAAACCCUCAAGAGUGCCAGUUACAACUACAUCAGAGGUUCURCGAAAUGAUACCAUUUACACAAGUAAUCAUUCCGAGGUAAAGGACAUUUGAAACUGGGUCGGGCCAGUGCCAUUGCAAUGAUUGACUUGGUUUGGGACAAAAUAACGCCAUCUUGGAAAAAAUGUCCCUUAAAACAGUCCCGACAAUUCACUGUAUAAUGCCGACGGAACUCGACCCCUCAACCUCGGAAUGACUUAUAGACAACACAGGAUAUUGCACCAUUUUGUAGUAUUAUUUAAUAUGUUUUCACUGGUUGACUAAUCUGUGUGUACUUUAGUAGUAAUUCACGUAAUUCUCAAGCACUUAUUGAAACUUAUUUCUGAAUUGUCUUCCGAAUAAUAUUAUAACUGGUAAAAAUCUAUGGCAAUAAAUGACACAUUGACUCAC
This is a messenger RNA of Actinia tenebrosa (Australian red waratah sea anemone), 4199 nucleotides long. RefSeq names its product PC3-like endoprotease variant B. Gene Ontology annotation, biological process: protein processing. Lineage: Eukaryota; Metazoa; Cnidaria; Anthozoa; Actiniaria; Actiniidae. Gene Ontology annotation, molecular function: serine-type endopeptidase activity. The record is from RefSeq and is a predicted model, not a curated record. Gene Ontology annotation, cellular component: Golgi membrane; trans-Golgi network.